Messenger RNA from Octodon degus (degu), 1159 nucleotides. RefSeq names its product acyl-CoA thioesterase 8 (gene Acot8). The transcript is spliced from 6 exons. Gene Ontology annotation, molecular function: fatty acyl-CoA hydrolase activity. NCBI's taxonomy places the organism in Eukaryota, Metazoa, Chordata, Mammalia, Rodentia, Octodontidae. The record is from RefSeq and is a predicted model, not a curated record. Bases 72 to 1034 code for a protein of 320 amino acids. Gene Ontology annotation, biological process: fatty acid catabolic process; acyl-CoA metabolic process. Gene Ontology annotation, cellular component: peroxisomal matrix.
UCUCGCGGAAGCGCCGGCGUCCGGAGUAGGUCUCUGCACGUUGUCAGGUGGCCGGGACCAAGAGAACCAAGAUGUCGACCCAGCAGGCGCCGGAGGAUGGGCAGAGCGGUGGCGACCGCGACGAUUCCUCCCGGGACCUCCGUAGCGUUCUGGUCACCAGCGUGCUCAACCUCGAGCCGCUGGACGAGGAUCUCUUCAGAGGCAGGCAUUACUGGGUACCGACCACCCAGCGGCUCUUUGGGGGUCAGAUCGUGGGCCAGGCCCUGGUGGCUGCUGCCAAGUCUGUGAGUGAAGACGUCCACGUGCACUCCCUGCACUGUUACUUUGUUCGGGCAGGGGACCCAAAGGUGCCGGUGCUGUACCAGGUAGAGCGGACACGAACAGGGGCAAGCUUCUCAGUGCGCUCCGUGAAGGCCGUGCAACACGGCAAGCCCAUCUUCAUCUUCCAAGCCUCCUUCCAGAAGCUGCAGCCCAGCCCUGUCCAGAACCAGUUCUCUAUGCCCAUUGUGCCUGCACCGGAAGAGCUGCUUGACCACGAGGCCCUCAUAGACCAGUAUUUAAGGGACCCUAAUCUCCAAGAGAAGUACCGAGUGGGGCUCAACCGAAUUGCUGCCCAGGAGGUACCCAUUGAGAUCAAGCUGGUAAACCCACCCACCGUGAGUCAGUUGCAGAGAAUGGAGCCCAAACAGAUGUUCUGGGUGCGGGCCCGGGGCUUUAUUGGGGAGGGUGACAUCAAGAUGCACUGCUGUGUGGCCGCAUAUAUCUCGGACUAUGCCUUCCUGGGCACGGCGCUGCUGCCCCACCAGUGGAAGUACAAGGUGCACUUCAUGGCCUCACUGGACCACUCCAUGUGGUUCCAUGCCCCCUUCCGAGCUGACCACUGGAUGCUCUAUGAGUGCGAGAGCCCUUGGGCUGGUGGCUCUCGGGGGCUGGUCCACGGGCGACUGUGGCGUCAGGAUGGGGUGCUGGCUGUAUCCUGUGCCCAGGAAGGUGUUAUCCGAGUAAAACCCAGGGUCUCAGAGAGCAAGCUUUAGCCAGAGGUACCAGCUUAGCCUCAGGCUUCAAGAAUCUCCCUUCUACACCAUCCCAGAGGUGGGAAAUAGUCAAGAGCUUGGGCUUUGGCCUUCACAUCCAAUAAAGAGACUGUGAUACCACUGGA